Physella acuta is the source of this 2188-nucleotide messenger RNA. RefSeq lists its product as uncharacterized. NCBI's taxonomy places the organism in Eukaryota, Metazoa, Mollusca, Gastropoda, Physidae. Gene Ontology annotation, molecular function: protein binding. The record is from RefSeq and is a predicted model, not a curated record.
UGUGUAUGUGUGUAGACAUAGUGGUGCUUUUUGUCCACAAGUUUUUGGUACACGGCCCUACACACACGACAGAAAAUGGUGCUGGUGUUUGUUGUACUCGCUGUUUGCUGGGGGUUCCAGAGUUCUCUUGGCGCUGCCCCCCACGAGGUCGCCUUCUCCGCGGGACUGUCCCAUCAUGAGUCAUUGGCCGCAGGGCAGAAAGUUGUCUAUGAUACUAUUUUUAGCAACAUUGGCAGCGCGUACAACCCACAGACUGGGGUCUUCACGUGUCCGCUAGCUGGACUCUACCUGUUCCAGUUCCACGCCCUGUCCCGUAUCGCCGGGAACAUGUGGCUGGAACUACGUCACAACUACAACUACGUCGAGUCCAUCUGGGGUCACGUGGACACGGGUUUUUCAGCAGCAGGCAACUCUGUGAUCCUGAGACUGGCCAAAGAUGACCAGGUCUAUGUGACAACAGCUGACCAGACUGACCUGUUUGGGGCCCCUGACGAGAUCUACGGCACCUUCACCGGGUUCCUCAUCUCUGUUGUGUAUGAAGAACUUCCGGCGUCUGUGGGGAAUCUCAUCACCUGGAGGCAGAUGAGAUAUGGUGAAAUGACGGGUGGAAUUACAGGUGAAAUCACAGGUGAAAUCAGAGGUCAAAUAACAGGUGAAAUUAAAGGUGAAGUCACAGGUGAAAUCACAGGUGAAAUAACAGGUGAAAUAACAGGUGGCAUCACAGGUGAAAUCACAGGUGUCAUCACAGGUGAAAUCACAGGUGGCAUCACAGGUGAAAUCACAGGUGUCAUCACAGGUGAAAUCACAGGUGAAAUCACAGGUGGCAUCACAGGUGAAAUCACAGGUGAAAUCACAGGUGAAAUCACAGGUGAAAUUACAGGUGAAAUCACAGGUGGAAUUACAGGUGAAAUCACAGGUAGAAUUACAGGUGGAAUUUUAGAUGGAAUCACAGGUAAAAUUACAGGUGAAAUCACAGGUGAAAUUACAGGUGAAAUUAAAGGUGAAAUUAAAGGUGAAAUCACAGAGACUCUGUCCCACACGGUACUGACCUGCAGUGAGUGCCAGAACGAUGGAGUUGCUGGCAGCGCCGUACUGACCAGUGAUGUGGGCGUAGGCCGAGCUCAGAUAAGGGUAGGAUCUGAGAAAGCGAUAAGAGAAAAAAUCUGGUCAGGUCAGAAGGUUUUGGUGCUAGAGUUUGUUGUCCACAAGUUUUUGGUACACGGCCCUACACACAAGACAGAAGAUGAUGCUGAUGUUUGUUCUCUCGGCGCUGCCCCGCAAGAGAUCGCUUUCUCCGCGGGACUGUCACGUCACGAGUCACUGGCCGCGGGGAAGAAAGUUGUGUAUGAUACUAUUUUUAGUAACGUAGGUGGCGCUUACAGCACUGCCACUGGCAUCUUCACGUGCCCUACACCCGGGCUCUACCUGUUCCAGUUCCACGCCCUGUCACGUAGCACGGGGAACAUGUGGCUGGAACUUCACCACAACUACAACUACGUGGCCUCGAUCUGGGGUCACAUUGACAACGAGUACUCAGCGGCAGGCAACUCUGUGAUCCUGAGACUGGCCAAAGAUGACCAAGUCUACGUGACAACAGCUGACCAGACUGACCUCUACGGGGCACCUGACGAGAUCUACGGCACUUUCACCGGCUUCCUCAUCUCUGGUAUCUAUGAGGAAAUCCCUGUCGGAAAAUCUCUCGGCGCUGCCCCGCAAGAGAUCGCUUUCUCCGCGGGACUGUCCCAUCACGAGUCACUGGCCGCGGGAAACAAAGUUGUGUAUGAUACUAUUUUUAGUAACAUAGGUGGCGCUUACAGCUCAACCACUGGCAUCUUUACGUGCCCUACGCCCGGGCUCUACCUGUUCCAGUUCCACGCCCUGUCACGUAGCACGGGGAACAUGUGGCUGGAACUUCACCACAACUACAACUACGUGGCCUCGAUCUGGGGUCAUAUUGACAACGAGUACUCAGCGGCAGGCAACUCUGUGAUCCUGAGACUGGCCAAAGACGACCAGGUAUACGUGACAACAGCUGACCAGACUGACCUCUACGGGGCACCUGACGAGAUCUACGGUACCUUCACCGGGUUCCUCAUCUCUGGUAUCUAUGAGGAGUUCCCUGCAGUUGUGGGGAAAUGAGAGGUCAAGGUGAUGACCCAGGUGCCGCCACUGGUCACGUGAUAAUCUU